Adineta steineri is the source of this 732-nucleotide messenger RNA. Lineage: Eukaryota; Metazoa; Rotifera; Eurotatoria; Adinetida; Adinetidae. The record is from the annotation of a GenBank genome assembly.
AUGUCGAUAUGGAAUUAUUUUCAACAAUGUAUCGUAUCAAUUCAUCUUCGAAUAUGGUUAACAUUAACAAAAAUUAUUCUUAUUUUAUUCUUCAUUACUUUAAUCAGUACUAAUAUAUUUUAUUAUUAUAUUUAUGUUCAAAGUUUAAAAGAAAAAACUUUUGAUCAACAAAUAAAUUGUACAAUAAAUAAAAUUAAUAAUAAUAUUCACAUGUGUAAUAAUCGAGAAAGAAAACAAUGUCAAUUAGUCAGUGGUAACUGCUUGAUUUCGAAUAAUUUACAAAAUAUCAAAUUAUAUUUGACAUGGUAUGAUUAUGAAAGUUCAUUAUAUCAUUGUACAAUUAAUCCAUGUUUAAAUUCUAUAAACGAACAAUUCUUUAUAAAUCAAUCAUUGAAUUUUAUUUAUUGGUCAUCUCAAUUUGAACGUGCCUAUAUAAAACGAAUAUCAAAAUUAUCAACAGAUAUAAGUCAAAAUCUCUUAUAUAUUUUAUUAAGUAUCACUAUUUGCAUAUUUUUUCUUUUUGUUAUAUUUACAAAAAUUCUUAUUACUCAUAAGAAAUUCGAAAAUGUUAUUAAUAAUAUACAAAUACCAACGAUUCGUAUUGUUUAUACUGUAGAACCAAUAGAAGAUAAAAAUGAUCAAAUACAGACAAAUUCGAGAUCAUCACCACAAAGAUUACGGGUUCCAAAAGACACGAUAUUAUUUAAAUCAAAUUACAAUUCUAUCAAAUGA